Molecule: messenger RNA, 3735 nt
Organism: Neocloeon triangulifer
Lineage: Eukaryota; Metazoa; Arthropoda; Insecta; Ephemeroptera; Baetidae
Gene: G9a
Product: histone-lysine N-methyltransferase EHMT2
Exons: 14
Coding region: 172-3252 (1026 amino acids)
Cellular component (GO): nucleus
Molecular function (GO): zinc ion binding; p53 binding; histone methyltransferase activity
Source: RefSeq, a predicted model, not a curated record
UGGGCCGCAAGAAACGCCGCGAACGCGCAAUCGCAAACGCUGCCAACGCUGGCUGGUGGAAAAAGCAGCAGCACCCAGCUGUCCUGCGCAACAAACGCGACUGCAAGAAGAUUGAAGACAAAAUGCAGGGAUGCGGAUGCUGUUUGUGAUUAAAUUCUGAUUUGUCGCCAAAUGGAGGAGAAAGGUGGCAAAGGCAAGGCCCUGAUGAGCCAACUUUUGGGUGCAAUGAAGAACCAGUUCAACCGUGCUGGGGAGGCCGAGUCGGCUGAAGGUCUGGAGGACUCGGACCCUGCCGGACGACGCUCCCUGCGCAGCCAGAGCAAGUCCGGGGACGAGGCGGCCGAGAGCACCGAGCUGAAGAGGUCGACGAGGCGGUCAAACCAAAAGGGCUCGGGCGGCUCGAUCUUGCAGUCGGCCAUCGCCAGGAAGGAAAAGUCCUUCCUGUCCACACCGCCCAGCAGCAGUAGCGGCAGCACUUCCGGUACUAGCAAAAGCAACGUCCGGCCGACGCAGCAAGUGUUGAAAAAGAAAACGCCCACCGUGCCUGUCAAGUCGCCGCCGCCAGCGUUGUCGCCCUCGAUGCCCAAGAAGAAGGCCAGAGUGGCUGAAAGUGUGUCCAGCGCUGCUUCGGACAUUUCGUCCGCAUCCCUGGACAAGGUCAAAGAGGAGCAGAUUGAGUCGGAAGACAACGAGAGUGUCAGUUCAGUAAAAAAUGAGGAGGAUAUUCCUACGGCCAAGCAAAGUAUUCCUCCGGGAACACCCUCCUCUUUGGAUAAUAAGAGGCGCAUUGAGGAGGAUGAAUCUCAAGAAGUUGCAUCUCCAGAUUCGGACGCUCGAAAGAGGCUACGAAGGACAGCUCGGACCUCUCCCGUCUUAGGAGACUCUUCCUCGGACAGUGGAAAUCCAUCCAAAGCAAAAUCCGGCUCAGAUCCAAAUGCUAACGCUGCAAUGAACCGUGUCAUGUGUUUCUGCCGCACCCGCAAGGGCCCCCGAGCGUCUAUUUGCUCUGUUGAGCCUGUGCAGACUUCCGAUGGAGAAGACACUUCUGGUUCCAAGGAACUGUAUUGUCAGGCUGUUGAAAGUGUUGACGAAACGUUGGUCGGUUGCUGCAAACUUGCAUCAACCACCAGACUGCGAAGACCUUCAGCGAAGGUUCCCUACAUGCUCCUUUGUGAGAGCCACGCCUACCGUCUCUCCCUGCACAAUUGCUGUCCCGGUUGUGGAAUAUUUUGUUCACAAGGACGAUUUGUUCAAUGCGAGUUUAAUGGAAAAGUCCACCACUUCCACCGAAACUGCCAGCUUCCCAUUGGCAGCGGAGGAAAGGAGGGCCUUUGCCCUCACUGCGGUUCUAUGAGUCCAACUUUUGACGUCAGGUUGGAAAUGAAAAUGCCAAAGAAACCUGUUUUCUUGCCUCACCAGAGACAAUUACGCAAAGAUAAAUCCGCCAAAAUGAGUUUCCCGGACAGCAAAGGAGAGAAGAAGGAUCUCUUGCCAAGAUCUUCAUUUGUCUUGCCCGAAGCUCCUCCCAACAUUUUAGACAAGGCAAAGUACACAUUAGAACAUCUGUUCGACGCUGCCGCCGAUGGAGACACGGAGUAUGUGUUGAACAUUCUCAGUUUCGGACACAAUCUCAACCACGUAUUCACCAAAAAUGGAAACAAGACCGCCCUGCAUGCUGCGGCAGAAAAGGGUCACCUGGCUACGGUCCACCUUCUUGUUCAGGCUGGAGCCCAGCUGGAUGUGAUGGACAGUGAGCAAAUGACUCCUUUGAUGCAGGCAGUCAUCACAGAGCACAAUCCUGUUUUGAAAUACCUGAUUAAAGCUGGGGCCUCUCUCAUUAUCAAAGGCACCGAUGGCAUGACAGCUCUCCACUUGGCUGCCAAGAAUGGCAACUACGAAGCCUGCACUUUGAUCCUUACAGAACAAAAUACCACAUCCACCAGAACACUCCUCGAUGCUCAGGAUGAUGGAGGCUGGACUGCUUUGGUUUGGGCUUGCGAACACGGCCACUUCGGCAUUGUGAAGUACUUAGUUACAAAGAAGGCUGAUCCUCUUAUUCGAGACACGGAGCAGAAUAUUGCCCUGCACUGGUCCACAUUUUCCGGUAGUGCCGAUAUCUGCGAGUUGUUGCUGAACAGCGGCUGCAACGUCAACGCUGCCAAUGCUCAAGGAGACACACCAUUGCACAUUGGCUCUCGGCAAGAUAAUUACGAAGUCGUUCUCCUGCUUUUGGCAAGGGGUGCCCAAGUCGACGCCAAAAACUUAAAUGGGGACCGACCUCUGGACUGUUGUCCUACUGAAGGCUCCGACUGCUGGACUGCAAUCAACAUGAAUGUACAACUGCAAGCUCUACUUGCAAACACCCAAGAAAGAACCAAACGAAUAUUAUCUAACGACAUAUCAAAGGGCAAAGAGAACAACCCCAUUCAAGUCAUCAACGGAGUCGAUGACCAGGCGGUACCAGCAGACUUUCUGUAUGUUACCGAAAACUGCUUCACAUCUGACAUACGCGUUGAUAGAAAAAUCACGUCUCUCCAAUCCUGCAGGUGCACAGACACUUGCAGCACAGCAAACUGCUUGUGCGCGCACUUCAGUCUGCGAUGCUGGUUUGAUGAAGAGGGUCGGCUGCUGCCAGACUUCAAUUAUGCAGACCCGCCGUUGCUUUUUGAGUGCAACGUUGGUUGCGCAUGCAACAAGGUCACUUGUAACAACCGCGUCGUGCAGCAUGGCCCGACUGUGCGCUUUCAACUUUUCCGCACAGAGGGCAAAGGCUGGGGCGUCAGAACUUUGAGGCCUAUUCCCAAAGGAGCAUAUGUUUGCGAGUACAUCGGAGAGGUGAUAACAGACUGUGAGGCUGACAGUAGGGAAGAUGACUCGUACCUCUUUGAUUUGGACAAUCGUGAAGGUGAAACCUACUGCAUCGAUGCCCGGAAGUAUGGAAACAUAGCACGGUUCAUCAACCACAUGUGCACUCCGAACCUGAUGCCUGUCAAAGUAUUCAUCGACCAUCAAGAUCUGAAGUUCCCGCGCAUUGCACUAUUUGCAAACCGAGAUAUCGCAGCUGAUGAGGAACUAGGGUUUGAUUAUGGGGAAAAGUUCUGGAUUGUGAAAUGCAAGUCUUUCACUUGCACCUGUGGCAGUGAAAAUUGUCGGUACUCGGAUGCGACCAUUGAGGACACAUUGGAAAAGUACAAGCAGAAGGUGGAGGAACUCGAAGCUAGGAGGCUGGCUGAGGUUGAGAACCAAAAAUGAAAUUCAGAUAGGGAUUAGAAGUUAGUUAAAUAAUUUGUCACAAUCUCAAAUUUCCUUGUGAACCUCCAUAGAUAGAAUUUUCCAAAAUACUUGUUUGCUUUGUCCUGUGAAUGUUAUCUAAGCAAAUAUUACUUGUGACGUACAGGUUUGAUGUUUUGAUAUUGUGCCAAUGGAGGGAGGAAUUUUUUAAAUCUAAUAGAUGAUUAUAACGCGUGACAAGUUGUUUCUUUGUCAAAAGUCCCUGUGGUGUUUGUGAAGUGUCUGUGUGAAUUUCAGCCAGUUUUCUGCUACAUCACUGCCAGUAUGUAAUGCAUUAUAAAUUUUAAGUGUAUAAGAACAACUCCGAAAGUUAAAUCGUUGAUGAAUAUAUUGCUGACAACUGCACCACUGCAAUGGGCUGCGGAGAUUUAAUUGUUGUGGUUUUGUGCAAUAAUAAAUGAAGUUGAACCGUCUUGCUGUAUAUAAUAAAAAUUUCAUUCCAAU